CUGGGGGCGGCGGAGGCGACGGCAGCGGUCCCAGCGGCAGCCGCGGCGGGAGGAGCCUCCGAGAAAUGGAUGAAAAGAGGCUGCUGGAUCCAGGGUUGAAGGUUCAUAAAGGCCUCUGGGAUUACACUCUGAAGAACCAGCAGAUGGAAUGCCGGAGUGACUGAAGAAAAUGGGUGCUAAUGCAUCUAACUAUCCUCAUUCAUGUUCCCCAAGGGUAGGGGGAAAUGCACAGGCCCAGCAGACUUUCAUAGGAACAUCAUCCUAUUCUCAGCAAGGCUAUGGUUGUGAAUCAAAGUUGUAUAGCCUUGACCAUGGCCAUGAGAAACCACAAGACAAAAAAAAGAGAACCUCUGGCCUUGCCACCCUCAAAAAGAAGUUUAUUAAACGCCGAAAAUCAAAUAGGUCAGCUGAUCACGCCAAGCAGAUGCGAGAACUCCUCUCCGGGUGGGAUGUUAGAGACGUCAGUGCACUAGUGGAAGAGUACGAGGGGACUUCAGCCUUGAAGGAGCUUUCUCUGCAAGCCAGUUUGGCUAGACCAGAAGCGCGGACCCUGCAGAAGGAUAUGGCCGGCCUUUAUGAGUACAAGUACUGCACUGACGUGGACUUAAUAUUUCAAGAGACUUGCUUUCCUGUUCAUCGCGCCAUUUUGGCAGCAAGGUGUCCAUUUUUUAAAACACUGCUUUCUUCCUCACCUGAGUAUGGGGCAGAGAUAAUAAUGGACAUCAGUACAGCUGGUAUUGACAUGCCCAUGUUUUCUGCCUUGUUACACUACCUUUAUACGGGAGAGCUUGGCAUGGAGGACUCAAGGUUUCAGAAUGUCGAUAUCCUUGUUCAGCUGAGUGAAGAAUUUGGAACACCAAAUUCGCUUGAUGUAGAUAUGCGUGGACUCUUUGAUUACAUGUGUUACUAUGAUGUUGUCCUUAGUUUUUCUUCAGAUUCUGAACUAGUUGAAGCUUUUGGUGGAAAUCAGAAUUGUUUAGAUGAAGAGCUCAAAGCCCACAAGGCUAUCAUUUCCGCACGGUCCCCAUUUUUCCGAAAUUUAUUACAAAGGAGAAUACGGACUGGUGAAGAAAUCACAGACCGAACUUUGAGAACUCCCACAAGAAUUAUUUUAGAUGAGUCCAUUAUACCAAAAAAAUAUGCAAAAGUGAUAUUACACUGUAUGUAUACCGAUGUGGUGGACCUCUCUGUUUUACACUGUAGCCCCUCUGUGGGGAGUCUCAGUGAAGUUCAGGCUCUCGUCGCAGGGAAGCCAAACAUGACCAGGGCAGAAGAAGCCAUGGAACUCUACCACAUAGCACUGUUCUUGGAAUUUAACAUGCUUGCACAAGGCUGUGAGGAUAUCAUUGCUGAGAGCAUCUCAUUAGAUACUUUAAUUGCCGUCCUCAAGUGGAGCGCACAUCCAUACGGCUCUAAGUGGGUGCACCGACAAGCUUUGCAUUUCCUUUGUGAGGAAUUAUCCCAGGUCAUGACUUCGGAUGUUUUUUAUGAACUCAGCAAAGACCAUCUGCUUACUGCUAUCCAGUCUGACUACCUACAGGCAAGUGAACAAGAUAUCCUUAAGUAUCUGAUUAAGUGGGGUGAGCAUCAGUUGAUGAAGAGAAUAGCAGACAGAGAGCCAAACUUACUGAGUGGCACUGCACAUAGCGUGAACAAGAGAGGUGUGAAAAGACGAGACCUGGACGCAGAAGAACUCAGAGAGACCCUUUCUUCUCUCCUGCCUUUUGUGCGAAUUGAACACAUCUUACCUAUCAACAGCGAAGUUUUAAGUGAUGCUAUGAAAAGAGGCUUAAUCAGUACACCUCCUUCAGAUAUGCUUCCUACCACAGAAGGAGGAAAGUCAAAUGCCUGGCUACGGCAAAAAAAUGCUGGCAUAUAUGUUCGUCCUCGGCUGUUUUCUCCCUAUGUGGAGGAAGCUAAGUCGGUACUAGACGAGAUGAUGGUGGAACAAACAGACCUGGUGCGACUACGAAUGGUUCGAAUGUCCAAUGUUCCCGACACACUUUACAUGGUCAGCAAUGCCGUGCCACAGUGCUGCCACAUGGUCAGCCACCAGCAGAUCAGCAGUAACCAAUCAAGCCCUCCGUCCGUUGUAGCCAAUGAAAUUCCAGUUCCUCGUCUCCUCAUUUUGAAAGACAUGGUGAGGCGCCUGCAAGAACUACGGCACACGGAACAGGUGCAGAGAGCCUAUGCACUGAACUGCGGGGAGGGUGCCACUGUCAGCUACGAAAUCCAGAUCCGAGUGCUAAGAGAGUUUGGUCUUGCAGAUGCUGCUGCAGAGCUCCUGCAGAAUCCUCACAAGUUCUUUCCCGAUGAACGUUUUGGGGAUGAAAGUCCACUCUUGACGAUGAGACAGCCUGGGAGAUGCCGCGUCAACAGUACCCCUACUGCAGAAACCAUGUUUACAGACCUGGACUCUUUUGUGGCCUUCCAUCCACCUUUGCCCCCUCCUCCCCCUCCAUACCACCCUCCAGCUACCCCAAUCCACAACCAGCUCAAGGCAGGCUGGAAACAAAGGCCUCCCAGCCAUCACCCUUCCCGGUCAUUUUCCUACCCCUGUAAUCAUUCACUGUUUCACUCCAGAACAGCUCCUAAACCUGGCCCUCCUCCAAUCUACUUGCCAGGUGUUAAAGUAGCACCUCCUGAUUGUACCAACACCACAGGCCUGGGGAGACAGACAGUUGCUGCUGCUGCUGCAGCUGCUGCUGCCUCAGCAGCAAUAAUAUCUGAGAAGCAAGUGUGUACACAGCCUGUGCUGAAUGAUCUGAUGCCAGAUAUCGCCAUGGGAGUAUCUACAUUGUCACUCAAGGACAGAAGGCUCCCAGAGCUUGCUGCAGACACAGAAUUAUGCCAGCCAGUUUCUGAAGCAGGACCAGGGCCUCCCCAGCAUCUCUCAUGUAUUCCACAGAGACAUACACACACAUCUCGGAAAAAACACACACUAGAGUUAAAACCAGAUGGUAGAGAAAAUCAGCAGGAAUACCCAGAUCUGUAUGACUUCUCGAAUGCUGCUUGCAGACCUUCCACUCCUGCUCCUGGCAGGCGCACUCCUUCCCCUUCACAUGGUAGAUACUUUGGUCCAGACUUGUACAGCCACAAUAAGGCAUCACCAAAUGGCUUAAAGUCAGCUUACCUACCUGGUCAGACCUCUCCUAAAAAACAGGAAGAUGCUAGGAGAGAACACUCACUUUCUCCUGAUGGGCAUCUACACAAGCAGAAGAAUGAGCCAGUGCGCCUGGAUGUUGUUCAGCAGCCUCCGCAGAGGUCAGACUUUCCGUCAACAGCCUCGGAAAAUGCUGGUAAUGGUCCAGCCCAUGUCAGGGCACGAACUGCAGUAGAAACUGACUUGACUUUCGGGCUGACACCUAACAGACCUCCUUCCCAUUCUGCGUGUAGCUCUGAAGCUCUCGAAGAGCGAUCCAGUAGAAGACUGACAGACAGUGAGUCCCUGGGCCGCGGAGCUCAGAGAAACACAGAUCUGGAAAGGGGUGAUUCCAUUAGCAGAGGAAGGCGGUCACCAAGCAAGCCAGACUUCCUCUACAAAAAGUCUGCCCUCUGAGAGCAGCUUCCGAGUCUGUGCCUGCGAUGGGAGACAUCCUAUCUUACCAUGUGACCCGACAACUUACUGACUGCUUUAUUGAUGCCA
This is a messenger RNA of Acomys russatus (golden spiny mouse), 3646 nucleotides long. RefSeq names its product BTB domain containing 7 (gene Btbd7). The record is from RefSeq and is a predicted model, not a curated record. The coding region runs from base 170 to 3559 and encodes 1129 amino acids. Gene Ontology annotation, biological process: regulation of branching involved in salivary gland morphogenesis; morphogenesis of a branching epithelium. The transcript has 11 exons. Gene Ontology annotation, molecular function: protein binding. Lineage: Eukaryota; Metazoa; Chordata; Mammalia; Rodentia; Muridae.